AUGGUCCAGACCAAAAUUGGUAGUGAGUUGGCCCGAGUCACAAUGGUGGACGAGUUAAACAGUGUCGUAUUUGAUCGUUUGGUUCGUCCGGAAAAUCCUGUCGAGGAUUAUGUAACUCGAUUCAGUGGUAUCACUCGGGAUAUGCUGGAGCCGGUAACGACGACCCUGUCCGAUAUACAGCGCGAAUUAGACGAACUACUUCCCCCGGACGCCAUACUUGUGGGUCACUCUAUUUCAAACGAUUUGCAAGCCAUGCGGAUCUACCACCCCUACCUGAUCGAUACCAGUGNUGUGAUAUACAAUCUGAGAGGGGCACGAGCUGCCAAAGCGAAACUGCGUUUCUUGGCGGAACACUUUCUUGGUCGAAUGAUCCAAACCGGGAUGUCUGGCCAUUCGUCAGCAGAAGAUGCAAUAGCUACCAUGGACUUGGUCCGGUUGAAGUUAAGCAAUGAUUUAUCGUUCGGCGAUGUGACUACGACAUGGCGCUUUCCUGAGGGCUACGAUCAGCACCUACCGUCCAACAAACGUCGUAAGGUAACAAAUACUCUCUCUCUCUCUCUCUACGACCUUUGUAAAACAUUCAACGUUCAAAUUUUGUAUGAUUAUUUUUCUCUCUCCUGUCUUUCUUUGGUAUAUCCCUAA
Echinostoma caproni is the source of this 642-nucleotide messenger RNA. Lineage: Eukaryota; Metazoa; Platyhelminthes; Trematoda; Plagiorchiida; Echinostomatidae. The record is from the annotation of a GenBank genome assembly.